UUAUGAUAUACCUUAUCGGUACGAGAGCAAGUAGCUUUGAUUUUAUGCUUCAUGCAGUCUAGAAGUGCCAAAACCAUUGUCUUUUGUAUCUCUCAGUAGUCUGAAGUAAGGUUUUCUAAAAAAAAUGGAAGAGGAGAAUUUUGGACAACCAUUGUUGAAGAAACAGUAUUAUGAUAAUUGUCCUGGUUGUAAGGUGGAACAAGCCAAAGAGCUGGGAACAGAUGUUUCCAUUCGAAAUCUUUCUUAUAUAUGGAUCACCAUUUUAUGUGGCACGCUGCCGGUAGCUUCACUCUUUCCUUUCGUUUAUUUCAUGGUAAAGGAUUUCAAUAUUGCAGAAAGUGAGGAAGAUAUAAGUGCCUAUGCUGGUUAUGUGGGAUCUUCAUUCAUGCUUGGCAGAUCUUUGACAUCUAUAUUAUGGGGUAUAAUAUCUGAUCGCUAUGGUAGAAAACCUGUUAUAAUUAUAGGAGUUAUCACAGUUGUCGUUUUCAACACGUUGUUUGGUCUUAGCACAAAUCUAUGGAUGGCUAUCAGUGUGAGAUUUCUUCUUGGAAGUUUAAAUGGUCUGAUUGGACCAGUAAAGGCUUAUGCAACUGAAAUUUUUAGCGAAGAGAAACAAGCUUUAGGACUCUCAACAGUUGUUGCAGCUUGGGGAGUAGGUUUAGUCAUUGGUCCUGCAUUGGGAGGUUAUUUGGCUCAGCCAGCAUUGAAAUACCCACAUCUAUUUCCAAAGGAUUCCUUUUGGGAUAAGUUUCCAUAUUUCUUGCCUUGCUUUGUAAUAUCAGCUUUUGCAUUUGUAGUAGCAAUUGCCUGCAUUUGGCUACCGGAAACACUUCACUACCACAAUGGCAGCAAAGAGUCCACUGACAUUGUGGAAGCUGCAGAAGUUGGAAGCAGUGAGACUGCCAAAGACAAGAUGAUCCAAAAAGAUGAAAGUAUCUUCUUAAAUUGGCCUUUAAUGUCAUCUAUUAUAGUUUACAGUGUUUUCUCUCUUCAUGAUAUUGCUUAUCAAGAGGUUUUUUCAUUAUGGGCUGUCAGUCCACGAAGCUUGGGCGGUUUGAACUUUACAACUAAUGAUGUCGGUAAUGUUCUUGCAAUAUCAGGUAUUGGUAUUAUAGUUUACCAGCUUGCCCUGUAUCCAUCAGUUCAAAAAGCUUGUGGACCUGUUAACCUUGCUCGCAUCACAGGGGCAUUAUCCAUACCCCUCUUGCAAAGUUAUCCCUUCAUGACACUUCUGUCUGGCUCAACAUUGUACCUUGUGAUAAAUAUUGCAUCCAUUCUGAAGUUUCUUAUGUCUGAGACAAUUGCAACUGGUUUAUUCCUUCUGCAAAAUAGAGCUGUGGAACAACAUCAAAGAGGGGCAGCUAAUGGCUUUGCAAUGACUGCUAUGUCAGCAUUCAAAACAAUCGGUCCUGCUGGAGGCGGUGCAUUAUUAGCAUGGUCACAAAAGCGGUUAAAUGCUUCUUUCCUCCCAGGCACCCAUAUGGUCUUCUUUGUCAUGAAUGUUGUUGAAGGACUUGGAGUACUUUUGAUGUUCAAACCAUUCUUGGGUGUAAAGAAGGAAAAACCAAUGGAGCAGUUACAGUGAUAUCAAUACAUUUUGGAUGGUAUAUCGAUCUUUGAGAUUUAGUAUGAAUGAAUGCAUAUGGACAUAAUUGCGUUUUAAGUAGAUUUUAAUGAUUGAGUUUCAUAAAUGUAUAAUGUAUUUGAAUAUUUGAUAUGUACUAAUACAAAACAAUGUAUAUCUUACUGUAUGCUCUUUGAAUUUCAAAGUGAAAAAUAAGUAAAAUUAUGUUGGAAAAAGAUUAA
This is a messenger RNA of Cicer arietinum (chickpea), 1806 nucleotides long. The record is from RefSeq and is a predicted model, not a curated record. Lineage: Eukaryota; Viridiplantae; Streptophyta; Magnoliopsida; Fabales; Fabaceae.